Cinara cedri is the source of this 5073-nucleotide messenger RNA. NCBI's taxonomy places the organism in Eukaryota, Metazoa, Arthropoda, Insecta, Hemiptera, Aphididae. The record is from the annotation of a GenBank genome assembly.
AUUGUAGAUGUUUUGUUAUAAUUGUUUUGCGAUUAUAUUUACUUUUAGUGUUGUAUUCUUUGAUGUUGUUUAGUUUCUGUUGACAUUUAAUUAUCCAGAGUUAUCGUUGUUAGUUAAAUCAAGUAAAUUCAAUUAUUUUUACUUAAUUGUAGUAGAAUAAACAUAAAAAUAAACUUGAUUUAUUUGCUUUAAAUAUAUUUAUUUAUUAUAGUUAUGUCCGGUCGUACCCCACAAAGAAAUGGUUCUACUACACCAAGAGGAAGUCAAACUCCUACCCGAAAUGGUUCCAUUACACCAAGCAGAGGUCCAACUCCUUCUCAAACUAGAACCAUGACACCAAGAAGAGAUCAAACCCCUUCUCAAGUUAAUGUAACUACACCUAGAAGGACUCCUUCAAGAAGUAACAUGACGCCUAGAAAUAAUGGUCGGACACCUAAUAGUCAGACACCAGUUUCAAAUUCUAGUCGCCGGACAGGAGGAAUAACCUCUGAAACAUCUUCACCUGCUCGCCGUUUUAUGACAAGUCCAUUACAAGGUUUGCGUUCUAGUGAAGUUGACCUUAGUUCUCCAAUUAAUUAUGGCUCUCCUCUAAGCUCUGUAGAUUCUCGUGCUACAGGUUUUACUAUGCGCAGUGGUAGUUCAGUUCAAAGAACUAAUUUAUCAGUUAAUCGUCGACAAAGACAAGUUGAUACUACAAAUUAUGAAAAUGGUGUACCACUUCCUGAUUCUGAGAAUCAGGAUGUUGCUCCUAAUUUAGUUAUUUGGGGAACAGAUGUUGUAGUUGAUAAAUGUCGAACUAGAUUCCAAAAUUUUAUAGAAACAUUUUGUGUUAAUGAAUCUGAAUCACCUCAUUAUAUGACCAAAUUAAGCAAUGUUUUGGAAAUGGAAAUCCCGUAUGUUGAUGUUGACUGUGCCCAAUUAUUUAAAUUUGAUCAUGAACUUUAUGAACAGCUAAUUUGUUACCCUCAAGAAGUUAUACCAGUGUUUGAUACAGUUGUCAAUGAAGUAUUUUUCACUAAAUACCCAGCAGCUGAUUUGACACAUGUUACUAAAGCUCUUCAAGUGCGACCUUUUAAUGUACAAAAAACUACAAAUAUGCGUUUUCUUAAUCCUGAAGACAUGGAUCAGCUAAUUACCAUUUCAGGAAUGGUAAUCCGAUGUAGUGACAUUAUACCUGAAAUGCGUGAUGCAUUUUUCCGUUGUAUUGUAUGUUCUUAUACAACUAUUGUAGAAAUUGAUCGUGGUAAUAUUGCUGAGCCUACAUUAUGCCCUCAUUGUAAUACUAAUCAUUGUUUUGAGUUAAUACACAAUAAAUCUCAUUUUACUGAUAAACAAUUGACUAAACUUCAAGAAUCUCCUGAUGAAAUGCCAGCUGGUCAAACUCCACAUACUGUAAAUUUAUAUUCUUACAAUGAACUAAUUGAAACUGUGCAAGCCGGUGAUCGAGUAUCUGUUACUGGUAUUUACCGAGCAGUGCCUAUGCAAGUAAAUCCAAGAAUGAGAAAUUUUCGCAGUGUCUACAAGACCCAUAUUGAUGUUUUACACUUUAGGAAAUGUAAUGAUAGCCAUGUAUCAUUCGCUGUAAAAACAAAAAAUGAAUUACCUGAAGAACGUAUUGAAAUUUUACGUCAAUUAUCUAAAACAGAAGAUAUCUAUGAUAGAUUGGCAAAUACAUUAGCACCUUCUAUCUAUGAAAAUUGUGAUAUAAAGAAAGGUAUAUUAAUGCAGCUUUUUGGUGGUACCCGGAAAACUUCUAAAUCGAAAAAUCAUUUGCGGUCUGACAUUAAUAUUUUAUUAUGUGGUGAUCCAGGUACUAGUAAAUCACAAUUUUUAUCAUACGUUUAUGACAUAGUACCUAAAAGUCAAUACACCAGUGGUAAAGGUUCGUCGGCUGUUGGUAUGACAGCUUAUGUAACCAAAGAUCCAGAAACUAGACAAUUGGUUUUACAGGCUGGAGCUUUAGUUCUAGCUGACAAUGGAGUUUGUUGUAUUGAUGAAUUUGAUAAAAUGAGCGAGUCGGCCAGAAGUGUUUUGCAUGAAGUUAUGGAACAACAAACUUUAAGUAUUGCCAAAGCCGGUAUUAUUUGUCAAUUAAAUGCUAGAACAUCAAUUUUAGCAGCUGCUAACCCUUGUGAAUCACAAUGGAAUAAAAACAAGACUAUUAUAGAAAAUAUACAACUUCCACAUACAUUAUUAUCUAGAUUCGACUUAAUAUUUUUGAUGUUGGAUCCUCAAAAUGAACAGUAUGAUAAAAAAUUAGCCAACCACUUGGUAUCAUUGUAUUACAAAAGUGAAAAUUAUGAACGUGAUGAACAAAUGGAUACUACUCUUUUACAAGAUUAUAUAGCUUAUGGCCAAGAAACAUUUCUUCCUAUUUUAAAUGAAGAAAGUAGACAAAAACUUAUUCAAUAUUAUGUUAACAUGAGAACUGUAGGGAGUGGCAGAGGACAAGUGUCUGCCUAUCCAAGGCAAUUGGAAUCUUUGAUCAGGUUAUCUGAAGCCCAUGCCAAAAUGAGAUACUCAAAUGUUGUAGAAAUGAAAGAUGUAGAUGAAGCUUGGAGAUUAUACAGAGAAGCAUUAAAACAGAGUGCUACUGACCCAUUAUCUGGAAAAAUUGAUGUUGGAAUAUUGACUACAGGAUUAAGUUCAGCUGCAAGACAAAGAAGACAUGAUCUUGCAGAACAUUUAAUAAAGGUGGUAUCAAGCCAACCAAAGUCUACUAUAUUAAAUUAUCAAAAAUUAUUAAGCGAAACAAAAUUAGCUUUUCAGUUUCAGAUUACUAGAGAUAUGUUUGAUGAUGCUCUAAAAGAAGUUCAAGAUCAGGGAAAAAUUAUGGUUACAGGACGAACUACAAUUCGCUGUAUUUAGGGUUAUUGAAUACCGUGUUUUUACUAAUUUAAGAUUAUUUUUUAUAUUAAGUUUAGUAACAUUAUGUCUUAAAAUAAUUUUUCUAAAUCAUGUAUUUCAAAAUUUAUAAUAAAUAAACAAAUUAAUUCAAAUCAUUUUAACGGAUAAUUGUUUUAUUGACAAAUCUCCUAGUCCACAGAUUGUAUUAAUAAUCAACCCAACUUAAUUGGUUGUAAACAUCAAAAUAGGUUUUAAAAAAAUAAUAUUAUAGUUCAUAUAUAUACAUAUAUGUAUAUACAUUUUUUAAUAUUGAAUAAGUUACAUUUGGUUGUCUGUCAUCUUUCUUUCUGGUUAAAAGAAGCUAACAAAUUGUGUUGUGGUUUCCUUUAGUUCAACAAAUUGGUUUGCAUUAUAAAAAAAAAUGAAUACAUUUACAAAUUGUUUGCUUUGUUUUAAAAUGAUUAAUAUUAAUUAAAAUUAAAACUAAUAUUGAGUCAAAACAUUAAAUUUUGUUCAGAAAUAUUAACAAAACAAAAUUUUAAACAAAAACCAUAUUAAGUUCUGUUAAUACAUGUUCAAAUAUAUUAUAAAAUGUUACACUUGAGCAGCUCUUUUAGCUUUAACUAGAUCAACAAUUUCUUUAUAUCUUUUCAUACACUCCUUUUUCGUUCUAGUCGGAACACAUUCUGCUAUUUUAUCCCAACGAUCUUUAACAGCAGCUGGAUAUGUCUUAAGAGCUUGUUCUAAAAGUUUUUGCUCAUCUGCAGACCAUCCAACUGGACGUUCAGAAACAACUUCAGGUACUUGUGCUUCACAUUUUUUUUCCUUUUCAAAUUGAUCAUAUGCAUUUGCAUUCAUUUCAGAUUUUAAGGCAUUGUCAGUAAAGUUAGUACUUUGAAGAGAUUUAGCUUUUGCUAAUACUUGUUUGGCAUUUCGUUCACUGUUUUUACUGUGUUGGUUGAUAAAAUUUGCAACAGCUUCCCAACGUUGAUUUGUACCUGCUGGAAACAAAUUUACAGCUUUAAUCAAUAACUGGACAUCAUCGGUUUCCCAAUCAUUAUUAUUUUUUUCAGCAAUUUUAGUAUCAUUUUUUAUGACAUUAUUAUGCAUCUCAACUCUGCAUUCCAUUUGCUUAAGUUUAUCUAUCAAUGCUUUACGGCCUUCAGUUUGAAGGGCACUGACUAAUUCUUUAAGUUGUAUAGCAGAAAGUUGAUCACAAAUUUUUUCAACACCACACAUUAUUUCAAUAACAUUAUCUCCGUUUUCUAUGUAGUAAUUGUUUAUUUUUAAUAUUUCUCUAAUUUGUUUACGCUCUCUUUUUAAUGCUUUCUUUUGACCAUCUUUUGCAUUUCUUUGUGCAUUUCGCUGGGCUUUCUCUGCAGCUUCAAGUUCAUCUUUUUCUUUUUGUAUUCUUGCUUCUUCUUCUUCUCUCAGUCUAAUUUCUUCUUCCUGUUUUUGUCUUAUUGCAUCUUUUUUUGCCUGUUUAAGAGCAGCUUUUCGUUCUUGAUCCUCUUUUUUAAAUUUCAAAAGUCUUGGAUCAUUAGCAUAGGCUAAGUCAACUAACUGUCGAAUACGAGUACUUUCUUCUUUUUUUAGCUUAGCACGAUUUGCACGAUUUUGUUUUUCGAUCCAUCUACGCUCAUCACGGUCAGAAGCUUGUUCACGGUCUUCUUCAUCGAGAUAAGAAAAUUCUCUCCAAGAAUUGAAGCCAUACCAAAAAUUAUAAAAGCGAUCAACAUGAUCACGGCUACUGUUUAAAUCACCUAAAAGUGGUACUGAUCUUUGUUCUGACCAUUUAGAAUUACGAACAAAUAUUGGGCCAAAUAAUUCAAAGAAAUUAGAUUUUUUGGCUGUUUCCUUAGAAGGAAUGCUGUUAUCAAAUUUAGGAUCAAUUGAAUCAUAUGCACGUCUUUUUGCCUUAUUUCCAAGAGUUUCCCAAGCUUUGGUUAUGCAUGUAAAAUAAUCAUCAUCGCCUUGAACUUUCUCACCAAGUUUUUUUCUUUUAUCGGGAUGAUGAUUUAGAACUCUACGUCUAUAAGCAAUUUUGAUUUGUGCUUCAGUUGCAUUAUACCGCAGUUUUGAUAAACCUAACACCCUGUAAUUAAAUAAAAUAUGGUCAAUAUAUAGGUAAUAGUUUUAAAUAUGAUUGAAAUUACUUAAGAGGAUGCUAUACCCGGAUAUGUUGUCUCAGUCCAACUAAUGGGUGAUAUAGCAAAAUCUACCUUA